UUGAAUAAUGUUCAAUAUUGAUUGAUGUUCUCUCGAACAGGUAUUCAAUACCCAUAUCAAAUUCAGUUUCAAUGAUUGUGCAACUGAGGAUAUGAAUCUCAUGAUAUCGUAUCUUUCGCAGUAGUUAUUUUGAUGAACUGAGAAUGAAUUUUGAAGUACUGCAGUUUUUUGAUUACACUCUAUUAGUGGUAUGUACUGUUGAUUUACUAGCCAUCACAGGCGAUUCCGCAUUGACAUGGGCAUCCCCAAUGUAUCCAAAACUCUACUCCAACGAUACAUCCGUAAAUCCACUAGGUCGGCCUAUAACAUCAGAAGAAGAUUCUUGGAUCGGCUCCCUCUUGAACUUUGGGGCAGUCAUUGGUCCAUAUCCCUUCGUUUAUAUAGCAGCAAAAUUCGGAAGGAAAGUAGGCCUUCUAUGCUUAGCCAUCCCGCAUAUAAUAUCCUUCCUAACACUGGCUUUUUCUGGCAAUAUAUAUUCCUAUUAUUUUGCUAGAUUCAUAGGAGGGAUGUCUGUUGGUGGAGGAUAUUCUCUGCUGCCCAUGUACAUUGCAGAAGUGUCUAGGGAUGCUAACAGGGGGGCAAUGUCCCUCACGCUCAACGUUUUCUGGGCCAUUGGCAACUUCAUGCCAUACGCAAUUGGUCCAUUUGUAGCCAGCUGGACUUUCAAUUCAAUCAUAGCUGUGAUACCAAUAACAUUCCUCAUCCUGUUUGUGUUCAUUGGACCAGAGUCACCAUAUUAUCUAGCACAGGUUGGCAGAACUGAGGAAGCGGAGAAAUCCCUAAGGCUUCUUGGGAGAAAAGAUGUCAAACAAGAUCUCCAUGGUAUUCAAACGUAUUUGAAGAUGAAUGAGAGAGGAAGUAUUCUAGGUAUCAUCAAAGACAGAAACUUGAGAAAAGCUUUCAUCAUUUGUAUGGUUCUUGUAGCUGCCCAGGAGCUUUCCGGCUUUUGCGCAGUAACCUACCAUUUGACGUUGAUUUUCGAUUCAGCUGGUACUGAUAUAUCUCCUGACAUAUCAGCGCUCAUCGUUGGCUUUACAAUCUUUGUAUCUAGCUUCAUCUCCCCAUUCCUAGUGGAUAAUGCAGGAAGAAGGCCCUUAACUAUAUAUUCAUGUGCAGGGAUGUGUGUAGCACAAAUAAUGCUGGGUGUAUUCUUCCAUUUGCAUGACUACACGGAUGUUGAAGCAAAAUGGAUACAGUGGAUCCCUUUAACAGCACUCAUUCUUUAUAUUCUAUUCUUCAAUCUAGGGAUAUCUACAGUCCCUUGGACUCUCACCGCCGAAUUGUUCCCAAACAAUGUGAGGGAAGUUGUGGCUUCAGCCACUUCGAGUUUCUGCUAUCUAGUAUCAUUUGUGACGACUAAAACUUUCAAUGACAUGAAUGACUCGAUGGGGUCCCCUGGACCAUUUUGGAUUUUUGGAGGCUUGUGCUUUUGUUGCACUAUUUUCUCUAUCAUGUAUGUUCCAGAAACUAAAGGAAAAAGCUUUACUGAAAUUCAAAUUAUUCUGAGACAAACAUCAGCAGAUAGGAAGGAAAAGAAAAUAAUGUCUUCAUUGUCCCGUUUAUUCAAACGAAUGUGCUUCAUGAGUUGACAUUGAAACAGAAAGUUAUAAAGAAAUACUCUUCGUGGACAUUGGGUCAAAUAGGUUAUGGAAAGUCAUUAGACUCCGAAAGUUUCAUCAAACUAUUAUUCUGAUAACAUAACCAAAAUAUGAUCGAAUAAAAGUGAAUAUAAAAAAGUUGUCAGAA
Leptinotarsa decemlineata (Colorado potato beetle) is the source of this 1746-nucleotide messenger RNA. Its product is annotated as facilitated trehalose transporter Tret1. Gene Ontology annotation, molecular function: transmembrane transporter activity. Gene Ontology annotation, cellular component: membrane. Gene Ontology annotation, biological process: transmembrane transport. Lineage: Eukaryota; Metazoa; Arthropoda; Insecta; Coleoptera; Chrysomelidae. The record is from RefSeq and is a predicted model, not a curated record.